AUGAAUGUGAUCAAGUUAUUUUCAAGGAGACUUUCCACUGGACCGAUUCCUGAUUUUUUGAAGGUUAGCGAUGAAGUGACAGCGGCCCUACAUGAGAAUAGGGCAAUUGUCGCCCUGGAAUCGACGAUUAUUGCCCAUGGACUGCCAUAUCCGACAAAUUUGGAAACCGGAUUAGAGUUGGAGCAAAUUGUACGAUCCGAAUCAGCCGUUCCUGCUACGGUAGCGAUUAUGAAUGGAAAGGUUUGCGUCGGCCUCACAGAAGCUGAACUCUCCGAAAUUGCCGAGUCCAAAAAUGUGGCAAAAAUCUCGAGACGUGAUAUGGCAAGGUGCGUGGCAAACAAAGCUCUGGGGGCAACUACUGUAGCCUCAACGAUGUGGGCAGCUCACCAGGCUGGCAUUCGGGUAUUUGCCACCGGCGGAAUUGGCGGUGUUCAUCGGUAUGCUCAAGAAACGUUCGACAUAUCUGCCGACCUUCAAGAAUUGGCUGCAACCCCAGUGACGGUAGUCUGCGCUGGCGUGAAGAGUAUUCUGGAUAUACCGAAAACCCUGGAAUAUUUGGAAACCCACAGCGUUAAUACCAUCGUCUACUCGACCAAGAAUGAUUUUCCCGCCUUUUUCGCUCGAGAAUCCGGUUCCAAAGGACAAUUUAGUACUAUGGAUCUAGCGGAAGCUGCGCGGAUUAUUGAAACAUCAAAAUCCCUUGGUCUCCCUGCCGGCACCAUUUUGGCUUGCCCGAUCCCAGAGGAAUUUGCAGCAAAGGGAAAAGUCAUCGAAGAGGCGAUAAAACAAGCUUUAGAAGAGGCUAGAGCUCAAAAUAUCAUGGGCCAAGCGACCACCCCGUUCCUGCUAUCGCGAGUGAAGGAGCUGACCGGUGGAGAAUCACUAAAAUCGAAUGUUGCCCUUGUCAAAAAUAAUGCCAAAAUUGCUGCGAAAUUGGCAAAUCACUUGGUGGGACGGUCGAAAAAUAGUGAACCAUCGCAAAGCCCAGCCAUCGCUGCGCGGAAGCGGGAAAUUCAAAAGCCGGUGAGGCCGAAAGUUGUAACCAUCGGUGCGGCAAUCUGUGAUUUCGAAGCGAUCACCAGUGCUGACGUUAAGAAUGACGGCGGCUCGUACCCCGGAAUUGUGACUCAACGGCCAGGAGGUGUGGGCCGGAAUCAUGCCGACGUUAUGGCGAGACUCGGCCUCGAUUCCGCCCUGUUGACCUACGUCGGAAAUGACGAGAACGGGCGUUUUUUGAGGCGUACUGGGCAGCAUAUUGACCUCUCUGGCGUCAAAACCGUAGACGCACCAACGGCAACCUAUUGUGCGAUAAACAUGCGCGGGAAUGUGCGCUUUGGGAUUAGCUGCAUCGAGGAGAUUAUGGGCAAAAUGGGCCCGGAAAUUGUCCACGCAAACAUGGAUCUACUCGAGGAAGCGGAUUUCUUGGUGAUUGACGGGAAUACGAACGUCGAGACGCUAAAAGAAGCGAUCGAGGUUGCAUAUCGCAUCAACCUGCCGAUCUGGUUCGAGCCCACCGAUAUCGACAAAAUGCAAAAGCUCUUCAAAGCUGGAAACAUUGAGAAAGUCUCGGAGCGGGAGAUUGUUGGAAUGGCGGAUUUCUGGCCGGCCACC
Messenger RNA from Mesorhabditis spiculigera, 1611 nucleotides. Lineage: Eukaryota; Metazoa; Nematoda; Chromadorea; Rhabditida; Rhabditidae. The record is from the annotation of a GenBank genome assembly.